Molecule: messenger RNA, 957 nt
Organism: Zymoseptoria tritici IPO323
Lineage: Eukaryota; Fungi; Ascomycota; Dothideomycetes; Mycosphaerellales; Mycosphaerellaceae
Exons: 1
Coding region: 1-957 (318 amino acids)
Molecular function (GO): catalytic activity
Source: RefSeq, a predicted model, not a curated record
AUGGACCUUCCAUCCAGCUUCCCCUACAAAGCCUGGACAAUCCGCUACAAUGUCAUCGAGUCCGAGUCCGCUUCUACUCCAAGCCAGACACGAGGAGAGAAGAGAUCUAUCGUCUUCGUCCACGGCACACCCUGGUCCUCCGCGGUGUACAAGCCCGUCAUCAGCUCCCUUCUCGCGACCAACACACCCUACCGCAUCUUGAUCUAUGAUCUUCCAGGUUACGGCCGGUCGCAAGCCUACUUCUCAACCAGUCCCGACGCCGUGACCAAAGCGAACUUGCCAGGCGACACCUCCGUCGCAUUUCAAGCUCAAGCUCUCGCCGCAUUGCUGGAACAUACCCACUCCUCCAGCAGCGAUAGCCAAACUCCGCCGGCAGUCAUAGCUCACGACAUUGCAGGCGCUAUCGUACUGCGAGCUCAUCUCCUACACGGCGUGGAGUUCUCUAGUAUGCUGCUCUGCGACACGAACGCCGUGCUGCCGUGGGGCGACGGGUUUUACAAGCUCGUCAGGUCGCAGCCGCAGGUAUUUUUGGAGUUGCCGAGGCAUGCAUUCGAAGCGGUUGUGAUAUUUGUGGUGAAGAGUGCGUUGCAUCGAGCGAAAGAAGUGGGUGAUGAGUGGGUGGAUGUGUUGUCUUCGCCUUGGGUUGGUGGUGCGAGUGAGGUGGAGAGCAAGGAACGGCAGAUGAGCUUUGUGCGGCAAAUCGCACAGGCAGACGACGGAGAUGUGAAGCAGAUGUUGGACCAGCAAGUGUACAGGAAGGUGAGGUGUGAAGUGAAGAUGAUUCGGGGAGAGGAGGAUUCGUGGAUCCCGAGAGAGAAGCUGGAGGAGUUGAGGGAGCGGAUGGGUGUGACAGUGAAAGAACUGGUACCGAUUGCUGACGCUGGACAUUUGGUGAUGUUGGAUCAGCCGGAGAGAUUUGAAAGAGAGGUGUUCGAUUGGUUGAGUAGUCUUGGGUGA